Molecule: messenger RNA, 1173 nt
Organism: Thecamonas trahens ATCC 50062
Lineage: Eukaryota; Apusomonadida; Apusomonadidae
Product: carrier protein
Exons: 4
Coding region: 1-1020 (339 amino acids)
Biological process (GO): transport
Molecular function (GO): transmembrane transporter activity
Source: RefSeq, a predicted model, not a curated record
AUGGCGACGGCACCGACCAGCCCGUUCCCGCGAUUUGUGGCUGCGUCUGCCGGCUCGGAAGAGCCUGUGCCGACGCCUGCUGCAGAGAGUAACGACACCCACACUGGAGAUGAUCCGCUGAUGUACCAGUUCAUUGCGGGGACCAACUCGGGCCUGGCGGUGGUUAUGGUGGGCCAUCCGUUUGAUACGCUCAAGGUGCGGCUGCAGGUCGAUGGGGCAGCGGGCGCGCGCAAGUACAAGGGCCCACUGGACUGUCUGAUCAAGACGGUGCGGAACGAAGGUGUGAUGGCGCUGUACAAGGGGGUGCGGUCGCCGCUCUCGGGCACGCCGUUCAUCUACGCAUGCUCGUUUGGAGGGUGGGGGCUCGGUGAGUACCUGCUGAAGGAGUAUGUGCCGUCGGCCAUCGAGCCCAAGACCGGCGGCGAGGCCGGCGAGACGCAGCUGACGGUCCCUGGCCUCUUCUACAUCGGUGUCUUCUCUGGCUUUGUUCAGUCGUUUGUCUACGUUCCCACCGAGCUGGUCAAGAAGCGGCUGAUGAUCCAGGACAACGCCAAGGGCGACGUUGGCAAGCUCCGCUACAAGGGCAUGAUCGACUGCGCCCGCCAGGUUGUCAAGGAGGGUGGCAUCCGCUCGCUCUACGUUGGCUUCCCACUUGUCCUCGCCGGCUACAUGCCUGCCGUUGGUCUGUGGUACGGCUCGUAUGGUUACUUCCGCCGCAAGUUUUCCAAGAAGGGCGAGGAGAAGAACCCAUCGCCGCUGGUCUCGAUCGCUGCAGGUGGCCUGGCCGGAGUUGUGGCCUACGGAACCUUCUUCCCGCUCGACCUGCUCUCGGCGCGGCUGCAGACGGCCGAGGUGUACAAGGGCCCGCUCCCGAUCAUCAAGCAGGUGUGGAAGAGCGAGGGCCUGCGCGGGUUUUACAAGGGCUACCUGCCGUGCUUGAUGCGGGCGUUCCCGGCCGAUGGCGCGCUCUUCCUGGCCUACGAGGUGACGAUGAAGGCGCUCCGCAAGAUCAACCCUUGAGCCCGGCCUGGCCGCGAAGCGCCUUGCGGGCCAUGUCGAAUGGGAUGAUGAGCGUGGCAAGGCCAAAGACCCAGGCCCACUCGUCUAGAGUGAGCGGGACGACACGGAGGAGGGAGCCAAAGAAGAGCGUAAAUGAGACCUGGACGACAAAGA